This is a messenger RNA of Carcharodon carcharias (great white shark), 1340 nucleotides long. Its product is annotated as adhesion G protein-coupled receptor E5-like. Lineage: Eukaryota; Metazoa; Chordata; Chondrichthyes; Lamniformes; Lamnidae. Gene Ontology annotation, molecular function: G protein-coupled receptor activity. The record is from RefSeq and is a predicted model, not a curated record. Gene Ontology annotation, cellular component: membrane. Gene Ontology annotation, biological process: cell surface receptor signaling pathway; adenylate cyclase-activating G protein-coupled receptor signaling pathway. The coding region runs from base 314 to 919 and encodes 201 amino acids. The transcript is spliced from 9 exons.
UCGUUAUUUGGCUUCAGGCAAUAAUCCACACUACGCUCAACAAGCCCAGGAUCUCCCAGAUGUGUUUGAGGUUAAAGUCAUCACACAGAUUGGAUUAAGCAUCUCGCUGGUGUGUCUGAUACUGGCAAUUGCAAUAUUUGUCACUUGCCAUCCCAUUAAAGGCACAAGACGCACCAUCCACGUUAACCUGUGCCUGAGCUUGUUUGUCGCUGAUUUAGUCUUCCUUUUUGGAAUUUCACAAACGAAAAAUCGGAUUCUUUGUGGUAUCAUCGCAGCCGUUCUCCACUACUCCUUUCUGUCGGUGUUCGCCUGGAUGUUUCUAGAAGGAAUCCAGAUUUACCUGAUGGUGCAGGUAGCCUUUGCCCCCAAGGUUCCUCUCAAGAGGUUCAUUUAUUGGAUUGGCUAUGGGUUUCCGGCUCUGAUUGUGGCCAUUUCGGCAGCAGCUUAUCAUGAAGGAUACGGUACCAAAUCAAUUUGCUGGCUCACUGUUUGCAAAUGCUUUGUGUGCAGCUUUUUUAUACCGGUUGCUAUCAUCAAAAUUGUCAAUUUUUACUUCCUUGUCAUCACGUUGAUUAAAUUGAAAGCAGUAAUGUCAAAACCAAGUUCAGAGGGAGGGGGACUGAGAAGGAAGAGAAUAUUUACACAGACAGCCAUUGGUCAGUCAGUCAUCUUGGGCUGUGCAUGGAUUACUGGUAUGUUUUACAUCCGGGGAGCAACCAUUCCAAUGAUGUACAUCUUCGCCUUAUUAAACAGCCUCCAGGGAAUGUUUAUCUUCAUCAUGCACUGCAUGAUAUAUAAGCAGGUGAGGGAGGCCUGUGUUGAUUGCCUAGCAGCCUGCUCGAGAAGAUCAACAACACAUCCACUUACAGCUACCUCCGCCAGACAGACAGCAUCGAGCAAGGUGGGGGAGUACGCGUGAAGUAACAUCGGUCACAUGUUGUUGAUCCAAUGGUUGGGCUCUUACCAGAGCCAGGAGAGCGGAGAGCAUGGGUCCCAUGGUCCAUUUUAACUUCUCCUCAUCCCGGAAGAAACCAACUGAGGAGAGAGAAAAGAUAUCGACCCCACUGUUAGGAAAAGCGAAAGAUAAUUUUUGUUCUGAAUUUCAGAUUGUUUUUGUGGUAACUUGUUUUGAUUGUCAUCGCAUAAAUCCUCAAAAUAAAGGAAUUCCUUUGCAAAAGCCAGCUAGUAAUUAUCGAAUCUGAGGGUGACAAAGUCUGUCAUUGUUGGAUCGUGCUUGACAAUUUCUCUUUCCUCUUGUGCUGAAAUAUUUGUGAUCUAAAACAUUUUUGGAGCGAAAUGCAUAAAAGAAAUAAAUGUAUUUUUAUGACGAGUCAUUGCAA